AACACAUUCCGUGUUCAAAGCGUUCGGAACGUGGACGAUUUUAGCUCUGCCGGGUAAGAGUUGGAUGUCGUAAACACUAGUAACGUUCCUGCUUCUAAUCAAAAUCUAAUAAGUGCUUGGAAGUGCGAUUGAAAGGGGCUUGGUGUGGUAAAUCAAAUCUGCAACCGCUGUUUUAUUCGAGAUAAGUGUAACGAAUUGCCUUCGUCAAAUCACCAAACCACAUUCAGUUGGGAUUCGUUCGCGCCCAGCUAACUAAAUCAAAAUGAAAUAUUUCGGCGGAGUCGAAGGCGGAGCCACCCACUCCAGACUGGUCAUCUGCGACGAGAGUGGCCAGUCCGUGGGCUCCACCAGCGGCCUGGGCACCAACCACUGGGGCAUCGGCAUCCCGGAGUGCGCCCGUCGCAUCGCCGACAUGGUGGAGCGGGCCAAGGAGGAGGCCGGCAUCCCCAGGGAAACGCCCCUAACGAGCCUGGGAUUAAGUCUUAGCGGCUGCGAACAGGAAGCCACCAAUCGCGAGUUGGAGCAGGAGCUGCGCACCACGUUCCCGGACCUAUCCCAGAGCUACGCCGUUUCCAGCGACACGAUGGGCAGCAUGUACACCGCCUCCUCGAUUGGGGGAAUGGUCCUAAUAUCGGGAACCGGUUCCAACUGCCUGCUGCGCAAUCCUGACGGAUCCACGUCCAAUUGCGGCGGCUGGGGCAACUUCCUCGGCGACGAGGGUAGCGCCUGGUACAUCUCAUACCGAGCAGUCAAGGUGGUGUUCGAUCAUAUGGACAACUUCGAAAAGUCUUCGGCUCCCGUGGAGAAGACCUGGGCCCUGAUCAAGGAUCACUUUAGCCUCGAGACGCGGCUGGAUAUGCUGCCUCACUGCUACGCCAAGUUCGACAAACCCUUCUUCGCCAAUCUGUGCAAGAAACUGGCACAGAAUGCGGAGAAUGGCGACGAAUUGGCACGCGGUCUGUUCCGGGAGGCCGGCGUGCACCUGGCCCGAAUGAUCCUCGCCCUGCUGCCCAAUGUGCACAAGGACCUGGUCAAGUCCGGCGACCUGAGCGUGGUGUGCGUGGGUUCUGUGUGGUCCAGCUGGGACCUGCUGCAGGAGGCCUUCAUUGCGGAGCUGUCUAAGACGGAAAUCCACUUCAACCUCAAACUGGUGCGAAUCACCAAGAGCAGUGCCUACGGAGCCUGCUAUCUGGGAGCGGAUAGCGCAGAGUUCGAUCUGCCGAGGAACUAUGCGGACAACGUUACAGUUCUGUACACGUACACUGAUCCUCGAAAGAAAGCCAAGGCGACUAACGGCGUGAACAGGGAGCCUUCAAGCUGCUAGUUAAUUUGUAUUAGACAUCCAUUCCGAAAUACACAUCCAAAUUGCCAACUAUUCAUAUAUAAGAGUAUGAUAAAUCACUUUCCAGAUAGUGGAACGAUUUGUAGUAUUAUAUGGAGUUAACUAUGCAAGUAUUAAUGUUAAACCCUGAAAAAUUAAAAUAAUUAAUGCCUCUUUAAUUUUUUUAAA
Messenger RNA from Drosophila rhopaloa, 1510 nucleotides. Its product is annotated as N-acetyl-D-glucosamine kinase. The record is from RefSeq and is a predicted model, not a curated record. Gene Ontology annotation, molecular function: N-acetylglucosamine kinase activity. The coding region runs from base 263 to 1324 and encodes 353 amino acids. The transcript is spliced from 5 exons. NCBI's taxonomy places the organism in Eukaryota, Metazoa, Arthropoda, Insecta, Diptera, Drosophilidae.